GAGGCGGCGGUGGCGGCUGCAGCGGCGGGCCUUGGUCGCUUCGCGUACCGGCUGCUCCUCCGCCGUUCUCUCCCUCGCGAGCGGCUUUGGGCCUCCCUCCUUCCCGCCUGCCCGUCCUCCUCUUCUUCCCCCCGACUCCCGGGCUAGAAAGGCAUUGCUGGGACCUGUUUAAUUAUCCUCAGCGGCUCCCUCAUAAAUUCAUCCCUCUCCCCAAUCCGAGCUGUUCCCUCGAUGCUGUGUCUCUCCUAGCAGGCGCUUUCUUCUAAUCUCAAACAAGAGUUUUACGUAGAGAAAGCGGGGCCUUUGCAUUCUAUCUGUUCUCCUCUCCUCUCCCCAAUUUCUUUUAACCUUCACUCAUGCUUCAUGUAGCAGCUUCCUUUGAUCCAACAAGAGCUGGGUCUCUUUACACCACUGCUUAUAGGGAGAAGGCCUGGAAAACGUGAGAGCUUUCCCCCACCCACCCCUUUCCUGAAGGAGCAGGCAGCAAAAGAUAGGAAGGGAAGGUGAGUUCUGGUCCGUAAGUAAUGACUCCGAAGGACUCAUGAGAAGGGAAGAAGGAGCUCCCCCUUUGACAGACACCCAUCUCACCUGCCUGGCUAUGGAGUGUGUGCAGGUUUCACCUGUGCAGCCACAAGGCAAAGCUGCUGAGGCAGGGGACCGUGUGCUGCUGCUCCUGCCUGCCCCUGCCGUGCGGAAGGAAGAGGAGACCCUUUUGGGGGGCUCUGACCCUUGGCCUGCUUCCCAACUGAACAAUAGCCAAGAUGGCAUGAAGACGUUUCAAGACACUACAGAGUUUUGUUCCAAAAGUACAGAGACCCUUCCCUCCCUCCAGGACCAUCCGUACGUCAAAGAUACUGUAGAGCGUUGUACCUCCUGUUCUUUAAAGGAGGACCCGAAAGAGACCGGGAGUUGCGAUGGGGCAGAGGAGGGCUUGAAAUCGUUGGGCGCUUUGAACCAUCUGCAGGAACGGUCACCGGUCGACGAAGUGGCCGACGGCGGCAACACUUCUUUGGUUGCAGAACCUCUUGGGACGACCGCUGAAGGAUGCCUUAGGGACAAGGAACAGUCUGCUGCUGAGCAAAAUAACCAUUUUCAUGACAAGGCUGAGCCCUCUUCUCAGAACUGCUGUUUAAACUUGGAAGCAGCAAGUGGGGACACACCAGCAGAUGACCUGUUAAGUCAGGGUUCUCCAUCUGUGGACGAGGGGAAGCUUAAGCCCGGGGCGAAGCACGUGACUUUCCCUUCCGAUGAAGACAUCGUAUCUGGUGCCGUGGAGCCCAAGGACCCUUGGCGGCAUGCCCAGAAUGUGACUGUGGAAGAAGUUCUCACCGCCUACAAGCAGGCCUGUCAAAAGUUAAACUGCAAACAGCUACCCAAACUACUGAAGCAGAUCCAGGAAUUUAAAGAUCUAACCCCUAGGAUAGAUUGCCUGGAUCUAAAAGGUGAAAAAUUAGACUACAAGGCUUGUGAAGCUCUGGAAGAGAUUUUUAAGCGCCUCCAAUUUAAAAUUGUGGAUUUGGAGCAAACGAGCCUCGAUGAAGAUGGUGCCUCAGCACUGUUUGACAUGAUUGAAUACUACGAGUCCGCCACGCACCUCAACAUCUCCUUUAACAAACACAUCGGCACCCGGGGUUGGCAGGCAGCUGCCCACAUGAUGAGGAAGACAAACUGCCUCCAGUACGUGGAUGCCCGCAACACGCCUCUCCUGGAUCAUUCGGCCCCAUUUGUGGCCCGCGCCUUGCGCAUCAGCAACAGCCUGGUUGUCCUGCACCUGGAGAAUGCCAGCCUUUCCGGUCGUCCCCUCAUGUUACUGGCGACGGCUCUGAAAAUGAACAUGAACCUGCGGGAACUUUACCUGGCUGAUAAUAAACUGAACAGCCUCCAAGACUCGGCUCAGCUGGGCAAUCUCUUGAAGUUCAACUGUUACAUACAGAUCCUGGACCUCAGGAACAACCACGUCCUGGACUCAGGACUGGCCUAUAUCUGUGAAGGGCUGAAAGAGCAGCGGAAAGGCCUGGUCACCCUCGUGCUGUGGAAUAACCAGCUGACUCACACCGGCAUGGCCUACAUGGGGAUGACAUUGCCUCACACCCAGAGUCUUGAGACUCUGAAUUUGGGACACAACCCGAUUGGCAACGAAGGUGUCCGCAACUUGAAGAACGGGCUCAUCAGCAACCGCUCAGUGCUACGGUUGGGGUUGGCUUCAACAAAACUAACCUGCGAAGGUGCUGUGGCUGUGGCGGAAUUCAUUGCGGAGAGUCCUCGCCUGCUUCGGCUGGACCUGCGGGAAAACGAGAUCAAGACGGGGGGACUUAUGGCCUUGUCUUUGGCUCUGAAGGUCAAUCAUUCUUUGCUCAGGCUGGACCUUGACCGGGAGCCCAAAAAGGAAUCGGUGAAGAGUUUCCUCGAGACGCAGAAAGCCCUCCUGACCGAGAUCCAGAACGGCUGCAAGCGCAACUUCGUCCUGGCCAAAGAGAAGGAAGAGAAGGAGCAGAAACUCCAGCAGUCGGCCUCCAUGCCCGAGAUCACAAUCACGGAACCUCUGGAGGAGGAGGAGGAGCAGGCAGAAGAGGACGGGCAGAACGGGGACGUGGUGUCCAGCCUGGAAGAAGUGGAAGAAGUUGCCGAAGCCUUGAUACCCCGCGAGAACGGAGCAGCGGAGCAGAGAGUGGCCGGUGGUGGCAGCAACAACCUCUGCGAUUCUGAUUCAGACACCGAAGAGGAGGAAGAGGAGAAGGAGGAGACAUUGCAAACAAAAACUUUCUCUCUGUUGGGACAACACAGCAAGCCCAACCACACUGAAGGACCCCUUGGGGUGGGCUCUCUCGAGAAAGGCCGGGACAUGCUUGGCGCCAAAGACAAGGUCUCCCCCUCGAACGCUGCAGAAGAAGAAAUCAAAUGUGAAUCUCGAAUAGGAACCACAAGCAGCGCGCCACUGCAAGUCAAUUCUCCUGGAAACGAGAAACGGAUAUCGGUUUCCAGUCCCGGCCGAGGCCACAAAAUCUUCGUGGUGACGCGGGUGGAAAGCUUUCCGGAGAAGGAGGAGUUGAGGGCAGCCCAGCAGAAGGCGGGCCCCGCAGCUCUGUCUGCACCUCCGUCGAGGCAGGCGGACUCUCUGCCCCCCCAUCAGCCCGUAAAGACUGAAGGCUCGAAAGCAGAGACGAGUGAAACUGUGGCUGGACCCACAGCCGGCUUGGAAAGCCCGCCCCACACGCCGAGUUCCCAUUCGGGCCCCGACAAAAUGAACUCUGGGACCUGUGAGGACGCGGUCCACCUUACUCUGCUUCCUAACGGGGUAAAGACGGAAUUUCUUUGUGUGCUGCCGGACACGCCUUUAGGGUACGACGGGAAAAGAGCCAGCUGUGCUGUGGAACAUGAGUUGAACUGUUCCAAAAACGAGAAGGAGCUGGAGGAGUUACUCUUGGAAGCAAGCCUAGAGAUGGGGCAGGAACCAAUGUGACACUUUAGUUCUGGGCAGUCGCUGAGCAGCCGGUUGCUUUGGGGAAACACUAGCUUUACUCCCUGCCUCCACCAAGCGAUCCCAAAGCGGACACUGAAAUACCGGGGCAACCGAAUGCCUUGUCCCUUUUCCCAAAGAGCUUUGUUUCCAGAUGCACCCCCCCCCCCCCUUCCCUUUUUCCCCCCCCCCCCCUCCCCCCCCCCCCCUUUUUUUUUUUUUUUGGCAUUCUUGACGUCUUCCUCUGAGAAGAGACCUGCCGUCUCGCAGGACCGAUCCAGGAAAACCGGCAAAAGGGAGACCUCGAUCCGGAGAAAAAAAAGCUUUUGUACUUGGAGACCCAGGACGAACUCUCAAUAUGAAUGGCCUCGGUUUCUCCUUCUGGAACACUAGCCAAGGGCACUUGCAAUGUUUUUUUCUCUCUCCCCCCCCCCCCCUCGUGUUCCUUUCUUUCUUUGAAAGAUUCCCCGGAAGUCAGAUUGAAUUUUUGUCAGCUCUGGACAUCCCGGACCGCUGCCGUCUGUUUUAAACUUUUAAAUGAACCAAGGAAACACAAACAAACAAAAAAGAAGUCCUGCAUUUUUUAUUUUUUUUUUUGGCUUUUCCUGCAGUGCAGAUGUGACCAGGCUCGGUUCGGUUGCAGACCGAGAGGAAGAGAGAGCUGUGACAGUGCUGAGUCAAGGUGGCAAAUUUGUCGUGUUGUCAUGCCCCCAUGCCGGAAAAACACACACACAUACACACACACACACACACACAAACUUUUCUCACCUUAAGCAGGACGAUUCGGGCUGUUAUUUCUCAGCCCAGACUACUAUUUAUUUUUAUUCCUCUCUUAUCUCUUUAUCUACACACGCGUGCAUUCAUAUCGUCUUUCCUUCCUUCGUUAUGUCUCCAUGUUUGUUCUAUUGUUUAUUUUUUUUGUUCGGUGUCUUAUUUAAAGCGGCAUGGGAAGACUCUUGCCUCGAAGUUGGCAUCCCGGUCGGAGGGACACGGCGGCUUCCUUAUAUUCUUUCCGUUUGUGAAAAGAAGAAGGAAGAAGGCAUCCCUUUUUGGGGGGUUCCAUGUGAGGACACGUGGUGCAUUUGGGGGAGGGGAGCAAUUCCUCUCCCUCCGUUUGCCCACAAAAUGUGAACGCCACACAGGCCGGCUUCUUCGAUUUAUUGUGAAAAGAAUCAGGUAGUUGCAUCUCUAGGGCGUUUCUUUUCCAUCCGUGGGGAACAAUGGGUUAGGAAACUCUUCAAUGGACUGUAAAAAAAAAGAGUUGCAGAGAGUUGCCUGUAUUGCGUAAGAGCGGGGAGGGGGGGGCUCAUCCCGUGUGACAAAAAUGACGUGAGAGCCCUUGUACGGAUGCUGCUGGGUUCAGGGUAGUUUCACACCCCUCCACAUUCUUUCCCCCCCUCUGCCCUCCCCCAUAUACCCAGUGGUGGGAUUCAAAUAAUUUAACAACCGGUUCCCUGCCCUAAUGACCCUCUGGGUAGACGUGGCUCGGUGGUCAUGUGACCAUGUUGGCGUGGCCAACUCAACGUCACUCACUGUUACAAUGUAAUAAGGUUUAACCAGAGAGGCAGUUUCUGUAAGCGGGGCAAUAAAAGAUCAGGCUAGAAACAACAGCAGAAUGUUUCCUUCCUGCCUUCCUUACAGGAUUAGCCCUGUAUAGUGGAAAAAAACAAAAUAAGAUUUUCUUCCAACAACCGGUUCUCCGAACUGAUUAGAAAGUUAACAAACGGUUCUCCCGAAUAGGUGCGAACUGGCUGAAUCCCACCACUGGAUAUACCCCCACCUCUUCAUUUCGCAGGCCUUUCCACAUUCUUCUUAACCGGUGGAGAUGUGGGGGCGGGGGGGUUGAAUUCUGGGCCUUCCAGAAUUGCUCCUGUCUUUUCUGUUCCAGAGCCACAGGGAGUCCCCUCCCGGCCGAGCCAGAGUUUUCUUAAGGUUUGGCCCAAAAAAAAGUGGGGACGCUAAAGACUUGGGGGAAACCAGGUGAAGCUGGGAAAAAGAAGUUUGCUGGAUGUCCUGGUUUUGGGAUGCUCCGACAAUCUCAGCAGGAAAGAAGGCGAAGGCAUGGAUGACUAUAGAUGGGGAGUAUCCAACUGUGGCCAUUUUAAGACCCGUGGACUUCAAGUCCACAAGUCUUCAAAGUAGCCAAGCUUGAACACCUCUGCUGCAGACGGUGUUGUGGGGGAGGUUGGACAAUUUCUCAGGGAAGGCCUUUUCAAAGAACCCCCUCCCCCCCAAUAUGUUGAGCCCUUCGAGCCGAGCCAGAACCUCAAGGCUGGCGGAUGCUCAACACUUGCUCCCCUUUUCUCCAACCUUCCCUCGGAACCGAGCAAAAGAGAAGAGAGAUCCACAGGUGGUGAAAAGCUGGAGACCUUGGGGGUGGAUGUGGUCUCCACGGGUCAUUUCCCCCAUCCCCACCCCGAUCGGAGCUCUCUGCCCAUCCACGGAGCCCACAAAGACUGACAGGGGCUCACCUGGGAUGAGCAGGCAUCUCGACGUGGUGGAUUUGAGUGGGCAGAAGGGGAACCCAACAAGGCCAAAGUCCAGGAAAGCCGAGACCCAUGUGUCCUCUUAAAUCUCGGCGGCCAAAAAUCUGUGGAAAAAAACUGACUUUUCAGUCUCCAUCCAAACAGCUCCCGAAAGAAAAAGAGUAGAAAAAGCAAAAAAUUUCUUAUCACCGUCUCCCUCCCCUCCCUCCCUCCCUCCCUCCUCCACCCCCUCCCCCAAAAAAUAACCAUGGGAUAACUUUUCCCACCUCAGCCAUCGAAGCAAAAUCGGAUUUAUUAUUUUUUUUUAAAGUAUUUAUUUACGGUACUGGUUCGAUGACAUGAGAAAAAGGAAUGUUUUCCUCGGUUUCCUCACCUCAAAAUACCUGUGUCCCCCCCCCCACCAACCUUUCUACAAAACUGACCGGAGGAGGUGAAGAGAGGGAGAGCUAGCUACGGAGGAGUCGGUGCAGGACUUUAAAAAGAAAAGAAAAAAAAAAAGGAAAAAAACACUCAAAAACUUUCGACUUCCUUUUUUUAAAAAAAUCCGUGUUUGUUUGUUUGUUUGUUUUUUCUUAAGUGCAAUGAAAUCUUGAUCAGGGAGCAUGAAAAAAAAUGGCACUUUUUUUUUUUUUUUUGGCUGCGUUGAAUUUCGGGGAGGGCAAUUUUUCCGUCUGACCCCCCUGUCUUCCUCUUGACCACGACAUCUUCUCUCACACGCUCUCAUGCACACACACACUCACAAUCACACCACACGCUUCUUUGUAAAGGGAGGGUUAAUGCACCCCCCCCAAUAAAUAAAUAAUAUCUAAUGAUGAAGUUUUGGCUGCAUUAACCCUCUUGUUUACCCUUCCCUUCCAUGGCACCCCAAGUUUGAUUUUUGUGGGAUUUUUUUCCCCCUCCCUUCCCUUUUGGCUAUUGUUUUUUUUUUUGUCAUUCCCAUCUGGGGUGUGUGCGUGCGCGUGUGUCGUUUUAUUUUUAUGGAAGCUGUCUUCUAUUAAAUGAAAAAGCUGCAUUCAU
Molecule: messenger RNA, 6960 nt
Organism: Pantherophis guttatus
Lineage: Eukaryota; Metazoa; Chordata; Lepidosauria; Squamata; Colubridae
Source: RefSeq, a predicted model, not a curated record